GACGAAGACAGAUGAAGGCGAUUAUAGCUGUCAAAAAAUAAAAUGUGAGGUUAAGUAUCUAUUUUGGUUUAUUUAUAUUCAGAUCAUUUUCAUGUUUCUAAAGUAUUGCUGGAGCGACUAAAUGUAUUUUAAACUACCAUGGACUUUUCUUGGGCUGAACCAUACCCAGAGAUCCACAAGAUAUGUAAUCUUUUCCAACUUAGUGAAGUAUCAAACCCAGUGAAAUUUAGCUACAAAUCUCUAAAAGUACUUCAGCAAAUUGGCCCUCAGUGUGGGUUGGUAGCUUUAGCAAUGUGCCUAGGUAGAUCUGAUAGAGAGACUGUUGACGAAUUGUAUAAAACUGCCAAAGAUAAGGGUUACACUUAUAAUGGGGAAAUGUUUAGUGUUCAAGAUAUGUUCCAAUUAGCAAGUUAUUUUUCACCAAAAAACACCUAUGUCAAAAUAUAUGAAGGAGAUAUGAACUGCAAAGAAGUGCAGGAUUUUUUGUUGAAAGGUGGAAUGGUACUAGUACCAUAUGAUACAAACAAGGACAACUCUCCAGGCUUGUUAAAUGGCCACAAGGCUCACUGGGCUGUGAUUUGUGGAGCAAUAAAAACUACAGAUGACUUUUAUGUGAUAGCAAGACACGGUAAAGCAAAAAACGUGAAUAUAUGGAAGCUCUCACAUAUAGCCAAGAGCAACAAACAACUGUUAGACUUUGCUCCUGAUCAAGUGCAUCAAGAAAUUGAGUACAAAUUGCCAGAAGGAGGGAUUAGUGGGCCUGAUGGGCUGAAUCAAAAGUGUUUGCUGAUUAAUUUAGAAAAACAGAUGACCAGUAGGCCGCAAAGGGAAGAGAAAUGAGGUUUGUGGAAUCUCAAAGGUGCAUUUGUGAAAAAUCCUUAGAAUCCAAAAGGUGAGAAUGAGACACUUAAGAUUGCAUUUUCU
Molecule: messenger RNA, 924 nt
Organism: Acanthoscelides obtectus
Lineage: Eukaryota; Metazoa; Arthropoda; Insecta; Coleoptera; Chrysomelidae
Source: the annotation of a GenBank genome assembly